Chionomys nivalis (European snow vole) is the source of this 1023-nucleotide messenger RNA. RefSeq names its product olfactory receptor 2D3. Gene Ontology annotation, biological process: G protein-coupled receptor signaling pathway. Gene Ontology annotation, cellular component: membrane. NCBI's taxonomy places the organism in Eukaryota, Metazoa, Chordata, Mammalia, Rodentia, Cricetidae. Gene Ontology annotation, molecular function: G protein-coupled receptor activity; olfactory receptor activity. The record is from RefSeq and is a predicted model, not a curated record.
AUGGCACUGCCUACAUCCAGAGUGGGCCUUCUCUCCUCAGUCGUACCUUUCUGGGAAUAUCCUCACAGCUACACAAAGAGGUGUGCUUCUAUGGUGACUUCUAAAAGCAGUCAGGCUGACAAUGAAGAAAAAAAACAGACUUUUGUGGAUGAGUUUUUGUUGCUAGGUCUUUCACAAGAUGCACAAACUCAGAUCCUUCUGUUUCUUCUUUUCUUCAUCAUUGAUGUCCUGACUGUACUUGGAAACCUGCUCAUCUUUAUCCUCAUCUUCAUGAAUUCUCAACUUCAUACCCCCAUGUACUUUUUUCUUAGAAACUUCUCUUCUGCAGAUCUCUGUCUUUCAAAUAGCAUUGUUCCUCAAGCAUUGUUCCACUUCCUUGCAAAAAGGAAAACUCCUUCUUUUUGAGGCUGUGUGACACAGGUAAUAGUCACCCCAGAGUGUGCACCGCUUGCAGUCAUGUCCUGUGACUGGCAUGUGGCUGUGUGUAAGCCCCUGACCUACUCCGCCAUUUUGACCCGACAACUUUGUCUUCAGUUGGCUCUAGGAUCUUGGGCGUGUGGGCUCCUAGUGUCCCUAAUAAAUACUGCUGCUUUCCAUUUUCUCUAUCAAGGGCAGAACACAGUCAGACAUUACUUUUGUGAGCGUCCUUCCCUUUUAAAGGUGGCUUGCAGCACAGAAAUGGCCAUCUUUGCAAUGGGCAUAGUGAGCCUCUUAGCACCUGUCUCCUUCAUCCUCAUCUCCUGCUGGAACAUCAUCUCCACUGUGAUCCAGAUGCAGUCUCGGGAGGGGAGGCUUUCAACCUGUGGUUCUCACCUCACUGUUGUCCUCUUCUAUGGGUCUGGAAUAUUUAACUAUAUGCAGCCAAACACCAAAACCACAAAGAAGUCUGAUAAGAUAAUAUCUGUGUUCUACACAGUAGUGACUCCAAUGCUAAGCACCAUAAUUUAUAGUCUGGGGAACAAGGAUGUCAGAGGAGCCUUUGGGAGUCUACCUGCAAGGAUGUCCUUCUUUCACAAGAAAUGA